This is a messenger RNA of Dacryopinax primogenitus, 5463 nucleotides long. RefSeq names its product ARM repeat-containing protein. Bases 1 to 5376 code for a protein of 1791 amino acids. The transcript has 12 exons. NCBI's taxonomy places the organism in Eukaryota, Fungi, Basidiomycota, Dacrymycetes, Dacrymycetales, Dacrymycetaceae. The record is from RefSeq and is a predicted model, not a curated record. Gene Ontology annotation, molecular function: protein binding.
AUGACCUCGAGAUCUGUCUCCCUCCGGACGAAUGGCCAACUUCCCCCAAACAGCCCAACAUCACCAUCCAGUCCAGGCAUGUCUAGGUACCCUGAUGAGUACGAUAUCGUUUCGCCUGCUGUGAGGGCCGAUCAAGAGCGGCAGAUCGUGACUCUACAGCGACAGAAUCGCGAGCAAGCCGAUCGAGAACGUGCUCUUGUGCGACGGGAAAACACUCUACACCAACAAGCACAAGCACUCGCAGCCCGCGAAGAAACCAUCAAACAGGAUCAAUUAGCGCUUGUGAGACGUGAAGAGGAUUUGAGGAAGCGUGCUGGCGAGCUGGACAGACAGAGACACGUGUUGGAGAAUGAGAGGCUUGUGCUUGCGCAAGAGAAGGAACAUACGAGGCGAAUGGAAGAGCAGAGGCGGGCUAGAAGAACCAAUUCAGAAGCAUUCUUGGAAGACACAUUCCCCGCGCUUGGUAUACCAGACAUCGUCAGGCACCUCGGCAACUCAUCCCUUCGGAUUCGACGACAUUGUAUGGCAACAUUGGGUCCUUUUAGCGACUACAAGUACGCUCAACAGCAUCAACGCGAUUUCGACGCCCUCAUUCUUGCCCUCUUGCCCACGACCAUCCCCCUUAUUCGACUCAACAAGGACGAUGUCAUAGAGUUCGUCUCCUCCCUCCUCGGCGAGCGACACAUCGCACUCUCACUUUCCAAAUCUCAGCAGUGUCCCCAGCUGUUUGAGAUCCUCAUGAUUCAAAACGAUGUCAUGUCCAGCAUCGCGAGGGACGCAUUGACGAUCAUCCUGAAAGGAGAUAUCACCUGCCGUCGACCCUUGCAAGUCACACUGUCUCGUUUACUCCUACAUGAGACCCAGCCAGUAGUGCUCGAAUUCGCGCACCUGGCUCUUCCUGCCCUAGUUCAGGAUGCCAUAGCGGAUGGACAGUACCAAGCCGCUGUCUUCUACGCCAAUCACCCUUCCGAAACAGUGCGCACUUCCGUCUAUCAACCCGUCAGCAGAGCCGUCAACUCUGCCGUAGCAGUGCGGCGCGGUUUAGUCCAUGCAGGUCUCAUCGUUGGCGGUCAUGGAUUGAUCAGCUCCAGCAAUCCUCCUGUCGACCUGCUCACUUUCAUGGCGUCUGUUCUCCCCAACCUUGCUACCGAAAUUGCGCUCGAAGAUCAAACCCCCCUACUGCUAAAUAUGCUGCUCUACAAAGACCAGGGCCUGCAAAGCGCUUGUAUCAUUUCACUCCGCGCUAUCAGGAAGGUGGAUGCCAAUGCUCGAGAGAAACUGCGCCUUGCUUUAGAUCCAUACAUAUGGCACAGCGACGCCAUGGACGAGCGAGUUCGUGCCUUCACUCUCGAGAGUCUUCAGCAAAUCGCAACCGAUCUGCUCAGUGCCGGGCGCUUAACCGAGAUUCUCACCUAUCUCGAUCUCCCCGACUCCAGCAUGCGCGAGUUGUUCCUCACAGUGAUACUCAAGUUGGCUCAAGAAUCCCCAGAGCAGCAAAAGAAAUUGUUGGACGCAGGCCUUCUCAGCAAAAUCCAGCCAUAUCUUGCGCUACCCGAUAUCCCGUCCGACGUCAUGACAUUCACCGUUAGAGCACUCCCUGCAUUUGCCAUUCAGAUCUGCAAGUCUGGAGGGACCAAUAUCCUUGUUGAGCUAGUACUGCAUCGUGAUAUGACUCUGUCCGGUUCGGCAACAAAUGCACUGCGCCGCAUCCUCCAUUCCGAUCGUCGCUGUCGCCAGGCACUCCAAUAUUCCCUCGAGACACAUCUGAUUGCCCCCCCACCAAAAAUCCUGGAAUUUAUGAUCGAAACGCUCCCAUUGAUCGCGAACGACAUGAUGACCGACAACCGUCAUAGCGAGAUACUAGUAUUCCUCUCCCACGAAAAUGCCGCCAUUCGUCAAGCUGUCAUGCCAGUCGUUCUGCAGCUGUCACAGACAUCCGCUGGUCAACAAAAGCAGCUCGCAGGAGUGGGUAUAAUGACUGUGCUGUCUCCUCAACUUUCAUCCCCACGACCACCAGAAGACAUUAUCCAGUUCGGUGGCACCCUUCUGCUGCUUAUUGCCGUGUAUCUUGCAGAAGGCGGAUUCGCACCUCAACUCAUCGACCUCCUAGGGAAUCCGCCUACAAGGCAGUUAGCUGCCGACUGCUUGCGAAAGGUAGCUAGCGCGGGAGAGAAGGCUCAGCAAGGGCUGGUCAGUGCCGAUAUUCUGCCUCGAUUGGUUCAACACCUCCAAAUAGUUCAAGAUCCUGUGAUCGUCGGUCUUUUAGGUGAUUUGCUCCCCAUGAUUUGCCUGCUAUGUUGUCGUCGCGGACAAAGCGGCCUGAUCAUUCACCUGGCGUCAUCUUCUAAUCCAACGCUGAAGGGCAGAGCAUUGGCCGCUGUUCGGACCAUUGUCGCAUCCUCUCCGGCGGACAGAGGCGCUUUGCGGGAAGCGUACUUGCCUCAAUUGGAUUCUCAGGAGGAACACAUCUUGGAUAUCGCGGAUAUCGCAUUGCAGCCGAUGACGAAUGAUAUUCUGAAUACAGGCGAGUUGAACGCUGUUCUGGAAUUUGCUAUGCACGCCGAGCCACGAAUCCGAUGUCCGGCAUACGGUCCACUGCGAGAUGCAAUUCGAGAAAAUCAAGGGACAAGACAAACGCUCGUGGAGCUUGGUUUCUUCCAGAUCUUGAUUAAGUUUUGUUCAUCUCCAGUGAGGGACCGGGUAGAGUUUGCGUCGUCAGUCAUCCCUUUAAUGGGGAUGGAUGCGUGUAGGGCUGGUCUGUUACGGAACAUACUGGAGCUCUUCAACGUGGACGAGAAAUUAGCACGACAAGCCCUUUAUAUAUCUCUUGUCCAGAUUGCCCGUGGCACUCCAGUGGAUCAGCACAUGCUCAUAGAUGCCAAUUUUCUCACCAUUCUCUCUGCCAGCCUUCGGAAUCCUCAUCAAGGAGAGCCGGAGUUUUGCGAGCAGAUACUCCCGCUUCUCUCUCAGAGAAUCGCGGAAAUUGAUGACGCUUGUAGCAUUGCGCUGCAUCUUCUAGUAAACGGUCACCCAACUGUUCGCAGCUCUGCAACUCGCACCUUGGACAAUAUUCUGGGAGGCGCACCUACAGACCGCACUAUCUUGGGGCGAACAAUACUGGCACAACUGGACUCAUCCCCUCCGCCGAAUAUCAUCCAGUAUUGUGCCAAGGCGUUGACCUCGACGAUUUGUGGCGAUUACAUCAGAGAAGGCACUUAUCAGGUUUUGUUCGAUCUUCUCUCCCACCGUUCGCCUGAGAUUCGCAUCGCAGUUGAAUCACAGCUACAACUCGCACUGCGAAAUGACGGAACCGCGGAGCGAUUAGCAUCAGCUGGUUUAUUCCAAAUCAUCCUCUCAUCAUUGCCGAAUGCACCACAGGACGUCUUGACAUUUGCUGCGGAGCAGGCUAUUCCAUCCCUUGGCCCAUUCCUAGUUGAGAGUGAAGCGGAUACUUCUUCUCUCAUCAGUCUCCUUUCCCAUGGUCAAAAACCGAUACGGCAGGCCGCUGCCGCGUCGCUUCGGAAAGCCGCCAGUGCGUCCGCUGUUCACAGGCAGCGCCUUGUGAAAGCAGAUUUGGUGGAACGACUUAUCUCCUCGCUCGGAGUUGGUGAUCCCUCUCUUGUGGAUCUGGCAUGCGGCCUGUUACCUGUAUUAGCCGUCGAAAUCGCCCAGGCUGGGCUUUGUGAUACUCUCUUGGAUCUGUUAAACCAUGAAAUACUUGCAAUUCGUAGAGCUGCCCGACAGACUUUGGAUGUGGUUCUUCGAGACGACGAUGUUCGUGUUCAGCUUGUUCGACCACUAUUCGCAAGAUCUGGCCAGCUGAAAGAAAGUAAUUCGGCCUUCUUUGCAGAAGCCAUCACUGCGCUCAGCGAUGCAAUCUUGCUCAUUGGCGACGAGAAAAGGCUGCUGGCUCUCAUGUGGCAUGAGAUACCUGCCGUAUCCGAAGCUGCGUUCACAUCUGUGCGCGGCUUAAUCAUAAACGGCACCAUUGCAGACCGCAGACGGCUGUUAGAAGGCCAGCUGUUCAAUCAAUUGCUUCAGAUGCUCAACAAUAGCCGUUUACGCUCGACGGCGAUUAUCUUCGCUCUAGAUGUUAUGCCUCUCCUGACACCGUUGAUGGUGGAAACUGGACGGUUUGACCAGCUUAUACAGCUUUUCGUGGACGAAGAGCCUCAGAUCGUAUCCUCCGUCGACGACACCAUCCGAUCUGUAUGUGUCAAUCCGGCUGUGAAUAUCCAGCUGGUCCAGCAGGAUGUGAUACCCCGAUUGAUGAUACUCUUGGAUACACGGGGUGACGAACGUGUGCUGGAUCUUGUGUGCUUCGUGAUGAAAAGCCUCGCCGUUCAACUGGUCGAUUUUGGAAAAUCUUCGAUAUUGGUUACUGCCCUGACGCGCCGAGAAGCGAAACUGCGAGCCGCUGCAGUUUCUGGCAUCGAGACCGCAAGUAACCAAGGCGGCAACACCGUCCAAUCCACGCUGAUCCUCACGGACGGCUUCCUGUCCGGACUGCUCAGCAUAAUCACCAUCGACCGGGGGAAAUACGACGUUCUCAAAGCUGUCUGCCGUUCUCUGGCUAACAUCGCUACGGCCGAUAUCAACCGUUCGAAGGAGAUCUCAGCGAGUGGACUCAUACCGUCGUUGGUUGAGCUGGCGCGAACUCCGGAUGAAGGGAUGCAAGUCGCUAGCCUCGAGGCUAUAUUUGCGGUCACUGCUACUGCGUUCGGUGAUAAGACACCUAUAAUCAGAACAGGGAUCGUUAACGUAUUGUUGCGAUACUUGGUGGAACCGCCGAGUGCGCGAGUUGCACAGCUGUCGCUGAAGAUCAUGAACUCUAUUGCGUCUUUACCACCACAUCGGGCGGAGAUCGGCAAGGCAGGGAUCCUUGGUGCGCUUGCUCAUUACUUGUUACCGAAAGAUGACACGAUACCUCUCGCCCGAGCGAAUCAGGUCACUGCGCUCAAGAUAUGCCAGAACAUCGCGAGCGAAUCUGACAGAGAGCGCAAGUCCAUAUUUGAGGCUGGCCUGAUACUUCCCCUCCUUCAUCUCACCCAGGGGAAUCGUGCCGAGGUUGUUUGCUUGGCGUGCGGCACGAUCGAGGCUCUUGCUCGUACGGGCACUUUCAAGCAGGAGCUGCUCAACGCCGAAGCGGACAAGUACCUUCGACGGAUUACGAGCAUGAUGCACAAGUCAACUUUGGCAGCGGGAGAAGACCGCAAAUCGGCCAACAAGUCAGCCAAGCAAGCGUUGGAUAUGAUGGAGACUGGUAUUCUCCGGGGAUUGAGCCGCAGGUUGAGCAGAAGCUCUCCGUCCACUCGCAAACUCCAUGCGCGUGCGCAUAGUGGGAAUCUGAUGAGCCCGACUAUCCGCGAAGAAUGAACACUGAACGCCAUGUCUCUAAGUUUUCCUUUCAGGGUGUAGCGUUGUACUGAUAGCCAAUAUUUGUGUCAUGUAAUGGAAGUACCC